AAUUGGGCCAGCCCAUAGAGAUGAGAAACCAUCAACACUAUAAAUAGCCAAACGCAGAAAUAGAAACUAGGGUUUAGACAUUAUUCACGCAGCUUUUUGGGGUUUCAUCGCAAUCAAUCUACGACGACGUUUGCUCACUGAAUCUCCAACACCAAGAUGGAAUCUCAGAUCAAACAUGCCCUUGUUGUGAAAGUUAUGGGAAGAACUGGAUCCCGGGGUCAAGUGACCCAGGUCCGAGUUAAGUUCUUGGACGAUCAGAACCGACACAUCAUGCGGAACGUCAAGGGUCCGGUGAGGGAGGGUGAUGUCCUCACACUUCUCGAGUCCGAGAGAGAGGCUAGGAGACUCCGGUAGAGAGAGGGAGGGUGAUGUUAUUUAUAUGCUUUAAGCUCAUGGCAAAUGUUUGUGUUCUGUGUAUGCCGUAGUUUUUAAGUAAAAUUGUGUUGAGACUUGUUUUAUUUGUUGUGCUGAGACUUGGUUAUAAUUACUUUGAGACAUAAUUAUGGAAGACUUAUGUUUUGAAACAUAUGCUUUGAUUUAAAUAUAAAAUUUGGUGUA
This is a messenger RNA of Trifolium pratense (red clover), 558 nucleotides long. RefSeq names its product 40S ribosomal protein S28. Gene Ontology annotation, molecular function: structural constituent of ribosome. Lineage: Eukaryota; Viridiplantae; Streptophyta; Magnoliopsida; Fabales; Fabaceae. The transcript is spliced from 2 exons. The record is from RefSeq and is a predicted model, not a curated record. The coding region runs from base 157 to 354 and encodes 65 amino acids. Gene Ontology annotation, cellular component: cytosolic small ribosomal subunit; ribosome. Gene Ontology annotation, biological process: maturation of SSU-rRNA; translation; ribosomal small subunit assembly.